Messenger RNA from Haliotis rubra (blacklip abalone), 2778 nucleotides. Its product is annotated as NADPH oxidase 5-like. Gene Ontology annotation, cellular component: NADPH oxidase complex; plasma membrane. The coding region runs from base 1 to 2550 and encodes 849 amino acids. The transcript is spliced from 14 exons. The record is from RefSeq and is a predicted model, not a curated record. Gene Ontology annotation, molecular function: calcium ion binding; superoxide-generating NAD(P)H oxidase activity. NCBI's taxonomy places the organism in Eukaryota, Metazoa, Mollusca, Gastropoda, Lepetellida, Haliotidae. Gene Ontology annotation, biological process: defense response; superoxide anion generation.
AUGAGAUACUCCAGCUACUUCGCCAUGGAAGAGAACACUGUCAACUCUGUUGGGAUUCCUGGAAGUCUUGAAGCAGGAACGUUAUGGACAACUGUAAGCGUGGGCGAUGGGAGGGACUGUGACCCCAACAACGCUCAACUGAGGAGGGAGGUUGAAGGAGGAAAGGAGGAAGAAACGGAAUCGGUCAAAGGAGGGAAGAGAAAACCAGUCGAAGAUAUCACUGAACAUCCCGUUUUGAACCAAACCGUCAGCGUCCAGGCCGUGGUGACGUCACUAGAGGGUCAGAUGUUGACGACCGUGGGCCUCGAUACAGAGAUGGACUACAACACAUUCAAACGGUCACUGAAAGUUAGAGACGUGAGUUGCCCUGUACCAUACAGCUGGAAUAUUGCUGUUAAUGUUAAUGUAACAGCCUUGUCUUUCCAGUCCUUCUUCGCAAGGAGAUUCUUCAAGCUGUUUGACACUGACAACAGCAACUCGGUAGAUGUGUCGGAACUGUUCGCCGCCACCAGACGUUUGAGACAUGGUACAGCCACUCAGAAACUCAAGUUCCUCUUUGACGUCUAUGACGAGAGUGGUGACGGUUAUAUCGACAUCGAGGAGUUACGGACGGCGUUACGGUCGUGCAUGGUGGAGAGUUCGGUGAAGCUUGGGGAGGAGGAACUAGAUCUGCUGACUCAGGCAUUAUUUGAAGAAGCAGAUGAAGACUGCAGUGGCGAAAUCUCCUUCCAGGAAUUGGAAUCGGCGAUUGACAGACAUCCGGGGCUAAAGGAGAACCUGUGUCUAAGCGUGGACCAGUGGCUGAAACCCCCAUCCGCACCCCGCAAAGGGACGCUACUUCAGUACUACUUCUCGAAGUCGUACUUCCUCAACAACCUCCGGAAGAUAGCUUUCUUUGCCUUCCUGAUCCUCCUCAACUGCAUCCUGUUUGCCGUGGGCUGCUGGAACUAUCGCACAUCCAACUGGUGCAUCAUAGUAGCCAGAGGAUGCGGGCUCUGUCUCAACUUCGACUGCACCUUCAUCGUUGUCCUCAUGCUGCGGAAGUGUAUUACCUGGCUGCGUGCGACGCCAGCUAGUCACGUGCUUCCGCUGGACCAGCAUAUAAUAUUUCAUAAGCUGAUGGGCUUCUUGAUAAUGCUGUUUACAGUGGUGCAUACCGUAUUCCAUAUUGUGAACGCAAUCUUGGAAGCCGAGAGUCAGUUCAACCUGACCGUGCCUGCCUUAAUCUUCACCACCGAGGCCAACAUCGGCUGGGUGGCCGGUUUCGCUCCCCUCUCUGGCGUUCUGCUCGUCGUCGUCUUCGUCGUCAUGUUCAUCUGCUCCAUGCCCUUCGUCAGGAGGAGUGGAUACUUUCAGGUGUUCUACUGGACGCACAUGCUGUACGUCAUCUUCUGGUUCCUGCUCAUUCUUCAUGCGCGCCAUUUCUGGAAAUGGUUCUUAGUGCCUGGUGCCAUGUUUAUUCUGGAGAAGCUAUCCCGGUCUAAAGUGAUCAAGAGAAUCGCUUACGGCGAUACAUUCAUAACGGGAGUCAACCUUCUGCCUUCCCAGGUGACCCAUCUUGUCAUUACAAAGCCUCCUAAUAUGAAGUACCGACCUGGAGACUACGUGUUCCUGCAGAUUCCAGCCAUUGCUAAGUAUGAGUGGCAUCCCUUCACCAUCAGCAGCGCCCCGGAAAUGGGAGGCAAGCUGUGGGUACACGUGCGAUCUGCUGGUCACUGGACAAACAAGUUGUACGAGCAUUUCCAUGACUACGACGAAAGCAGACACUCCACAACUGACCUCAAUGGAAGCUUCUUGUCACCAGUAGACCUGCAGAGUCACGCAAAUAUAACUGAUCAUAUGAAGCCCAUCAAGCUAAACGGCCCUUUACCUUCAACACCGCCGGAGACCCCCUCUAAGAAACAAGAGCGCGGGGUAACACACAAGGAUCUGCACGUGCGGUGUUUCAUCGACGGGCCCUAUGGUACAUCGUCCAGGGAAUUAUUUGAGACGGAGCACGCUGUUCUGAUUGGUUCCGGUAUCGGCGUGACUCCCUACGCCUCCAUCCUCCAGAGCAUCAUGUACAGGUUCAAGGCCUACAAGAGAUGCUGCCCUAGAUGUAGCCACUCCUGGUAUGAUGAAGUGCCACAUCACGUCAUGAACCUCAAGAAGGUCGACUUCAUCUGGAUCAACCGCGACCAGAAAUCCUUCGAGUGGUUCGUCAGCCUCCUCACUCAGUUAGAAAUGGAACAGACUAUGGAAGGCGGGCUGGGGAACUUCAUCGAGAUGCACAUGUACAUGACUGCAGCACUUAACAAGACGGACCUGAAAGGAAUCGGUUUACAGAUGGCCCUGGACCUCAUCCAUAAGAAACAAGACAAGGACCUACUGACGGGACUGAAGACCCGCACACAGCCAGGGAGGCCAGACUUCAGAAAGCUGUUCUCCAACAUCGCCACUGAGAAGAAAGGGCAAGUGAAGGUCUUCUUCUGUGGGAAUCCUGUUUUGGCAAAAGUUAUCAAACGGCACUGUGAAUCUUUCGGCUUUGCCUUUUCCAAGGAGAACUUUUAAAAGGACGCCAGUGCACAUGGCUAAUGUGAUGGUGUAAAACUGUAGGGACCUGCCACCUCAGGUGAAACACCUACGUUCUGUUACUCAGACAGAAGAGUAGCGUCUGGAAUUUGGCUCAGUGUCAAAUAUAUGUCCCGAAGAUCUUCCAAAUAUGAUAAAUCUGUGCAUGGAUAUCUAAACGUUCAUAGAAUCAUGAUCCACCUUAGAGAUUAAAGUGUUUUACAUUCG